GAUGUGGAAAAAAUAAAAUGCAAUGUUAACACUAGGAACAUGAUAGGUUCCUUUGGUCUUUUUCGUUUAUCUCUAUAAACAUUCACAAGCAAAACCCAGAAUUAAUUCAUUUUUGAAGUUAAUAAAACCCUCUGCAAUCCAUGGAUCCACAUCGAACACCAGAAGCAGCUCGACAGCCUCGUCCUCCGCCUCCUAACGGCGAUUUCUCUCCCAUUCUCACCGUAUUCCUCCUCUUCAUCGCCGUCAUCUCAGUUAUAGUGCUUCCUUCUGCAUCCUCAAGUUUUAAAAAUAGCUUAUCAAUCUUGCACCAAGUCCCAGAAGGUCAUGUUGGGGUGUAUUGGAGAGGAGGUGCCCUUCUGAAAACAAUUACAGAUCCAGGUUUUCAUCUAAAAAUGCCUCUGAUAACCCAUUAUGAGCCUGUUCAAGUGACACUUCAAACAGAUCAAGUGAGGGAUAUUCCAUGUGGUACCAAAGGGGGUGUCAUGAUUAAUUUUGAGAAGAUAGAGGUUGUUAACCGGCUUCAUAAGGAAUAUGUUUAUGAGACAUUGCUAAACUACGGGGUGCAAUAUGACCACACAUGGAUAUAUGACAAAAUUCACCAUGAAAUCAAUCAAUUUUGCAGCUCUCAUUCUCUCCAACAAGUCUACAUUGAUGUGUUUGACCAGAUUGAUGAAAAGAUGAAAGAUGCUCUUCAGGGUGAUUGCACACGUUAUGCUCCUGGAAUUGAAAUCAUAAGUGUACGUGUCACAAAGCCUGCAAUUCCUGAUAGCAUAAGAAGGAAUUUUGAGCAGAUGGAAGAAGAACGCACUAAGGUUUUGAUCGCUAUUGAAAGGCAGAAAGUAGUUGAGAAAGAGGCAGAGACAACGAAGAAGAUGGCUAUUAGUGAGGCUGAGAAGAAUGCCAAUGUCAGCAAGAUCCUUAUGGAACAGAAAUUGAUGGAGAAAGACAGUGAGAGGAGGCAGCAAGAAAUUGAGAAUCACAUGUACCUGGCUCAUGAAAAGAGCCUGGCAGAUGCUGCUUAUUACCGUGUGAUGAAAGAAGCUGAAGCAAACAAGUUAAAGCUUACCCCCGAAUUUCUUGAACUCAAAUUUAUUGAUGCUAUAGCUGAUAAUACAAAAAUUUUCUUUGGGGAGAAGGUACCCAAUAUGGUUCUUGACCAGAGGCUGCUGGGGAAUUUCCUUCAUAGGGUGUCCUCAAAGACUACUAGAGAUGAGAACAUGGAAGAGGGAUCAAGAGAGAGUUAAGAAAGCUUACACUAGGGCACCUCUUUGUAAUUACAAGAAAACUGAAUCUAAAAUCAUUAAUCUGUCCAUGAUUUAGGGUUAUUGGAUGUAUUUAAUAGUAGUAUUACAAAUUGGGGGAAAUAAUUAUUAGUUGUGUUGAUGGCCUACAUUUUUUGCCGUCAUGGUGGUUGUAGCCAAAUGCAAUUAAUACCGGUUGCCGUUACGAGAAAAUAAAAACCAGUCUACUCGUGUUUCUCAGACUAUGAAUUAUCUUGUUUAAUUUUCAUGCUAAAGUAUCAGUUGGAUGGAUUCUGUUUUUA
Molecule: messenger RNA, 1543 nt
Organism: Jatropha curcas
Lineage: Eukaryota; Viridiplantae; Streptophyta; Magnoliopsida; Malpighiales; Euphorbiaceae
Source: RefSeq, a predicted model, not a curated record